UUCUCUGGGACUCUCCGCAUGAACGUCGACCCAUCAGAAGAAUACACAGAUAGGGCAAUAUGGCAAGCCCUGGAGCAUGCUCACCUUAAAGAUUUUAUCCGCUCUCUUACGCUUGGACUCGACCAUGAAUGUGGAGAAGAGGGGGAGAAUUUAAGCGUUGGACAGCGACAGCUUUUAUGUCUGGCACGAGCUUUGCUGAGAAAGUCCAAGAUUCUCGUUAUGGAUGAAGCGACAGCAGCAGUUGAUCUUGAGACCGAUGACCUAAUACAGAACACGAUUCGAACAGCAUUUAAAGAUUGUACUGUUCUCACUAUAGCACAUAGAGUGAUGCUGUUGGAUGCAGGAAAGGUUGUUGAAUAUGAUAGUCCAUCUCAACUUCUCUCAAAUAAGAACGGC
Molecule: messenger RNA, 396 nt
Organism: Owenia fusiformis
Lineage: Eukaryota; Metazoa; Annelida; Polychaeta; Sabellida; Oweniidae
Source: the annotation of a GenBank genome assembly